AGGCAUUGCUAGGGGUUUAUCUGAAGCCUAUUUUGAGACGCAGAAAUGGAAAGUGCUACAGUAUAUAUUGCUGUAUUUAUUCUGCUGCUGCAAUGUUCCACAUAUGCUUAUUCGACAACACUCUCUGAAGAUGGUAGCUAUGCUGAGCUAAUUCUUUUGCUGGGAGAGCAGAGGAUAUUGGGGUUUUACCAUUUGCAGGAUGGGGGCGAUUCCUUAUGUGAUUAGGAGUACUUUCCUGAUCAUUUGAAUUGCUCGUCGUCUGCCAACCAGUGUGUACCCUCUGUGGGAAAAUUUAUCUGCAGCAGAGCUUUGGACUUGGGCAUCCUGAUAAGAAGCAUGGGUUUGCUGUUGUGUAAGACCUGAGCCUGCCAGCUCAAAAUAAAGAAAGAUAAUUGCCUUUGAAAUUAGUAUUAAGUUUCAGAACUUUAGACCCACGUUUUCUUCAUUGGGGAUAUUUCAGCCAAAUACUUUCUUUUUUAAGAAAAAAAUUGUUACAAAUUUUCAAAAUUUAAUUCUAAUACUAGGAGUUUAUAUGGAUCAGAGAUCAGGUCUGUAGCUGGUCAAUAACAUAAAUCCUGUUUGCAUGCCAGUGUAAAAGGUUGCAUUCAACUCAAAUGAGUUGCUGGUUAGUGCAACAAACAGUGACUAGAGGUUAUGGAGUUUUAGAUGCUGGCAAUUGCCUUUCUGGAACAGAGUUAAAUGGACUGCAUUUGCAAUGCACAGUUUUAGUUGCUGACACUACCUUUGUGGACUAUCUUUGUAUAAAAUAAGACAACAUUUCUCAAAUAGUUCUCAACUUAAAGCGCUCUGGAUUGGAAGUAAUCCGUGCCUUGAUAAGUGGAUUGGUGUCAUAUGUGACAAUGGAAGUGCAACUAUUGUCAUUGGCUUACAUCUAACACACAUGCAACUUCAAGGACAUAUACCAAAAAGAUUAUCUCAGCUUCGUUAUCUUCAAGAUCUAUGGCUAGAUCAUAAUCAACUGGAUGGCACAAUUCCAGUAGAGCUGGGGAAUCUUGCAAAUUUGAAAUCACUAAGACUUCAUGGAAACAUGUUAAAAGGAUAUUUGCCAGAUAAGCUGAAGACAAUUCCCGAUCUUAGCUAUGAUCCCAUGUUCAUAUGUAAUGCUCCAGAUGAUGAGGCAUGUGCAAAAAUCAAUGCAAACCUCGUAUCAAGUGUGCAGUCUCUUAAGGUUUCUGAACGGAGUUUACUGAGUCAAUCAAGUGCACCUACUCCAUUAAUUCCAUUAUCAAAAGCAAAUGACAAAGAAAGUUGGACAUGUUUGUGCAAUCCUGGGGGAAUACUUGGGACACAGAACUACAGCACCGAUGACAAUUCUUUUACAGACUGUGACUGCUUAUCUGAUUGCCCAUCAUGUGUUGCUGGCCAAGUGUUGGACCCAUUGAUGCCUGAUGAUGGUCACUGUAUCUGUGUUAGACCUCUGCUUGCUGUUAUCAAAUUGCUAAAUGUUCAAUUAACCAAUUACACCUUAAGCAUGGAAAGAAACUUUACAAGAAACUUUGCUGCUUCUUUGAAUGUGUCGCCCACUCAGGUGGUUCCUGUAGCAAGACGGGGUGGAAAUGUUAUUGUAGAUAUUUAUGUUUUUCCAUUUCCAAAAUCAACUGAAUACGCCAAUAUGAGAGCUAUAGAGGCAAUUCUGACUCAGAGGAAUGCUAGCAGUCAAGGCAUCUUGCAAGAUCCAAUGCUUGGAUCUUUUUCUAUACUUAGAAUAGAGAAUCCCCUUGAUACAAGUUAUUCAUAUUCAUCAAACUCUUCAGGAAAAGGUGCUUAUAGCAAGUUUUAUAUAACUGCCAUCACGUUGACCAUUACACUGGCAUUCAUAGCAGUUCUUGUCUCUAUUGCUUGCUUUAUACAAAAGCACAAAGUAAAAAAUCGGUCUUCUCUAUUCUCCUUUGAAAAAGAUACCAGCUCAAGUGGUUUUACCAAUCUAAUAAGUCAGGGGUCAUCUAUAACAGACGACUUUCAAGUUUAUGACAACUCAUGCUUCAAUUCUAGUAGAGGAUGCAUGAGAAUGGCUUCUUUCAAAUUCAACAGCAAAAGUGAAACUGUACCAGGCACAAUUGUCCGGCGGUUUUCGUAUGCUGAAUUAGUAGAGGCAACAGAACAGUUUUCAAAGUUCAAUAUCAUUGGCAUUGGAGGGAGCAGCAGUGUUUACCGAGGUCAACUUGGAGAUGGAAGAGCUGUUGCUGUCAAGAAACUUGAAACUCGAAAUGGACCUGAUGCAGAUCGUGAGUUUCUAAUUGAGGUUGAGCUUCUAUCCAGGCUUCAUCAUUUUCAUCUUGUUCCACUCAUUGGGUAUUGCAUAGAGUUUCACCGGAAAGAACUUCGUAGGCUGUUGGUAUAUGAAUAUAUGCCUAAUGGUAAUCUUCGGGAGCAUUUGGAUGGAACUAUGGGUAAGGAACCUCUCAAUUGGAUAAACAGAGUCCGCAUUGCACUUGGAGCAGCAAGAGGCCUGGAAUAUCUUCAUGAAGCAGCUGUGCCCCGUGUUUUACAUCGUGACUUUAAGUCUAGCAAUAUUCUCCUUGAUGACAAAUGGAGGGCCAAGCUUGCUGAUUUUGGUAUGGCAAAGACAGUCACACAUAAUGAUCAUAAUGGUCCAUCAAGUUCACCAGCGAGAAUGCUAGGUACAUUUGGAUAUUUUGCCCCUGAAUAUGCAAUGAUGGGAAGAGCAUCUUUGAAGUCUGACGUUUUCAGCUUUGGGGUAGUCCUUUUGGAGCUGAUAAGUGGCAGGCAUCCGUUAAACAUGUCUUUGCCAAAGGGACAACAAAGUCUUGUUAUUUGGGCUAGUCCUCUUUUAGAAGAUGAGAAUAAAGUGCUCAGUGAAAUUGUAGAUCCAACCUUAAAGAAUGUAUUUCCAGUGGAAGGCAUGCUCAAAAUGGCUCAGUUAGCAAGGGCAUGUUUGCAAAUGGAUUCAGAGGCAAGACCCACAAUGACUGCAGCUGUGCAUGUUCUUGCUACAUUAAUUCCAGAAAAUGCAAGGAAGAGUGUGUCAUUGCCAAAGAACGGUGCACAGAUUCCCUUAGCCCUGCCAUGGUAUCCUGAUUGCAGCGACUAUAACUUUAGUCGGGAAGAAGACCUUGACUUGGAUGAGAGCUCAGUUCCAUCAGAAAACAUGAAUACACCGUCUGCAAUGACUGGCUCUUCCUUUGAUCCUGAGCUUGAGAAAAUUUUAUCGCAAAAAUGGGCAGCAGGGAACACCUUACUUUUGGGCCUUGAGGAAAUUCUGUCCUUGCAAGAAGACUUAAAGCAGGGUAUUGUAAAGGAUUCAUCUCCUGUGUCAGCUGCAGACUACUUGAAAAGCCUCACUUCAUUGACAGCAGAUAAUCCAGUUCGCAGAUCAUCUGAGGAAGAAUUACUCGACCUUACAGAGCCACGUAUGGAAUCAUUCUGGCACCCUAAUGUGAAUUCAGCAGAUUUGGAAAGAGAAAGACAUUAGAGAUUUCCAUGGGGGAAAUUUCUUACGUUUUAGACUUUUAGUUGCAAGGACAUAUUGCAUUCCCACAGAAUGGAUACGAAGAAAAUUAUUCUUCCCUCAGUGAGAAGAUGCUGUUAUUUUGUUUAUAUAUGUGCAUCAAAUUACAUCAGUUCUGGCAAUCUAGCAUUCCCUUCUAAAAUAACUACUUGUGAAAAUACCUGCCUUUGUAUUUAGAUCUCCUUAAUCUUCAUGGUCUACACUGUAUAUUAUGCCAUGCAGAGGCAAUAGAACUGUAUCUGUGAAACAGGCAGUGAAGUAUGCUAAAUAUUUGGAAGAGGAAGAGAUGUUUGUUAUUUUCAUAUUGUAAUCUAUUUUAAUCUUUCGCUGGACUAUGGGAAGGGAAUAUGCCGCAUGAAUAUUAGUAAAGUAUGAAUAUCCAUCAUUAUAUAGAGCAGGCAUAUAAUUCAAGCUGUCUCUAUAUGAAGUAGAAGAGCUCUCAGCUCAUUGCUGCCAUUUAUUGUAAGAUGCAUACGGAAAUACUUUCUAGGUAGUCAUUCAAUACAUGGAAGUUUUGGGUA
This is a messenger RNA of Cryptomeria japonica (Japanese cedar), 4011 nucleotides long. Its product is annotated as receptor-like serine/threonine-protein kinase NCRK. Gene Ontology annotation, biological process: protein phosphorylation. The transcript is spliced from 16 exons. Bases 902 to 3454 code for a protein of 850 amino acids. Gene Ontology annotation, molecular function: ATP binding; protein kinase activity; protein binding. The record is from RefSeq and is a predicted model, not a curated record. Lineage: Eukaryota; Viridiplantae; Streptophyta; Pinopsida; Cupressales; Cupressaceae.